GGUACAGUUGGCUUACGGGUACGUAUCCAAAGAGGGAGGUUUCUCUUUCUACGAGAAGAAGAAGAGGCGGCACACGGCCUUUUCUUUAUCAGUCUACAAUUGCAAGGGAGCCAAUUAACAUAUAAGAUGGGUGAGACUGGGAAGAGAUCUCAAUCCCAGAGGGACCACGGUGGGGACAAUAAGAAUCAGAAGCGACGGGUGAAUGACCAUGGUGGGGACAAUAAGAAUCAGAAGCGACAGGUGAAUGACCACGGUGGGGACAAUAUGAAACAGAAGCGAUGGUUGAAUGACAAAGAUGACAGAGGUACUGACAAGCUGGUUGUUUAUAGAAUACUAUGUCCAGAUGGGGUUAUUGGAAGUGUCAUUGGUAAGAGUGGGAAAGUAAUAAAUUCAAUAAGGCAAGAGACACGGGCAAAAGUCAAGGUUGUUGAUCCAUAUCCAGGUGCUAAAGACCGUGUUAUCACAAUCUACAGUUAUGUUAAGGAGAAGGAAGAGGUUGUGGUUGAUGAUGAGUUUAGUGACAGGGAACCUUUAUGUGCUGCACAGGAUGCUCUUCUCAAAGUUCAUGCUGCCAUUGCAAAUGCCGUGGCUACUGUGGGAGAUUCAGACAAUAAGCGAAAGGAUGAGGAGGGAUGUCAAAUUCUUGUUCCAUCUAGCCAAUCUGCAAAUAUCAUUGGCAAGGCUGGAGCCACAAUAAAGAAACUGAGAAGCAAGACAAGGACAAACAUUAAGGUCAUGGCCAAGGAUGCCACUGAUCCAACUAACUCAUGUGCAAUGGACUUUGACAAUUUUGUCCUGAUUAGUGGUGAGUCAGAGGCUGUGAAGAAAGCUCUGUUUGCAGUUUCUGCAAUUAUGUACAAGUUCGCUCCUAGAGAAGAGAUUCCUCUUGAGACUUCAGUAUCGGAAGCUCCUCCAAGCAUUAUCAUCCCAUCAGAUGUCCCUAUUUAUCCACCAGGUGGACUAUAUCCAAGUGUGGAUCCUAUUGUCGCUCCUAGAUCUGUUCCUUCAAUUGUAGGUGCUACAAAUGUGCAGGAUCUCCACGGUUAUGCAGAUACAGGGAAUACAUGGCCUCUUUAUUCAUCUGCCCUUCCUGUGGUGUCUGGGUUCACCAGUGCUUCACAAUCACAAUCGGAGGAGUUAAUUAUAAGAGUAUUGUGUCCUUUUGACAAGAUUGGGCGUGUGAUUGGCAAAGGAGGGGGUACCAUUAAAAGCAUAAGACAGGCUUGUGGUGCUCGUAUUGAGGUCGACGAUACCAAGUAUGAUUGUGAUGAGUGUGUCAUAAUGAUUACUUCAACAGAGUCACCUGAUGAUCUGAAAUCUAUGGCGGUUGAAGCUGUUUUAUUGCUGCAAGGGAAGAUCAAUGAUGAAGAUGAUAACACUGUUACUGUUAGACUACUUCUUCCAUCUAGGGUCAUUGGAUGCAUCAUUGGAAAAAGUGGCUCAAUUAUAAAUGAGAUCCGUAAGAGAACUAAAGCUGAUGUCCGUAUCUCGAAAAGUGACAAGCCUAAUUGUGCUGCUGUAAAUGAUGAACUUGUUGAGGUGCUUGGAGAAGUUGGCAGUGUUAGAGAUGCACUUAUCCAGAUUGUUUUAAGGCUCCGUGAUGAUGUCCUGAAAGAUGGAGAUGGUGGUCAUAACCCUGCUUUUGGUGCAGAUUCUCUAUUCUCUGCUGGCUCUAGUCUUUCGGUUUCAUCUGUCUUGCCUUCUGUUGCCCCAGUCGCCCCUUUUGGACAUGAUUGGAGGGUUGAGAGUGGAAGUGGCUUCAGCAUGCUUUCUUCAAGCAGCCUCUAUGGAUAUGGUUCUUUGUCGAUGGGCGACAAUGGCUACGGAUCCAUGCCCACAUAUUCAUCCAAGCUAUAUGGAGGGUUGCCUCCCACUUCCACACUUGAGAUUUUGGUCCCUGCUAAUGCAGUGGGUAAGGUAAUGGGUAAAGGAGGGGCCAAUCUUGGCAAUAUGCGGAAGAUAUCUGGUGCAAUGAUAGAGAUUUCUGAUUCCAAAACUUCCCGGGGUGAUCGAAUAGCCCAUAUAACAGGCACACCUGAACAGAAGCGUGCAGCUGAAAACUUGAUUCAGGCAUUUAUAAUGGCCACCUGAGUUUUGAAGAUGCUUCUAGAUAGAAGGAAUCUUUAUCAAGAAGGGCAAAAGGUGCCAACUCUAGUACACAGGAAGUAUUUGAGGGAGACACCUAUUGGAGCAUUCCAAAGGAAAAAGGUAUUCUUAAAUGAUGUUUUGAGCUCCUCCAGCGUCCAUUCAUGGUCCUCAAAGAUUCUAGCAUUCCUUUCCUUCCAAAUACACCAAAUGAGGCGAGUAGGAACCAUCUUUCAGUAGCAUUCCUUUCCUUCCAAAUACACCAAAUGAGGCAAGUAGGAACCAUUUUUCACAUUGCUGUGAUUUCCGGGCCGUACCCUUUCCAGGAAUAAAAGAGAUCCAAAAUUCUUCUAGGUUUGGCCCAAGCCAAUCCAAUCCGAUUGAAGAAGUUCCUCCAUAGAGCACUUGUAUUCUCACAAUGACAAAGAUGAUCAAUGGACUCUCCACUCGUACAUAUGUAGCAUCAAUCAAUCACAGUGGUGUGUCUUUUCCAUAGAUUAUCUGUGGUGAGAAUCUUCCCUAGAGACGUUGUACUAGCAAAGAACAGUUUUCAAGGGGGCAUUUGUCCAUCAAAUACUCUUCCAAAGAAAUGGGUCGUCAACACGAGGAAUAAGGAUAUUAUAGAAACAACAAACAUUGAACAUCCCUCUUUUGAUAGGACCUAAAAAUCUUAUCCUCAUCUCCUCUUCUCAAUCUAGUGGAACAAACAUAUUAAAAAAAUAUCGUAUACCUGGGCUUUUGCCUAUUCUUAUGAUCAAUACAAUUUUUUUCAAAAGCAUUUGCCUCCCAAUCUUGAGCCACUAUGAUGAAUCUUAUAUUCCACUAGGGAGAAUUACUUAUAAUCUCCAAAUUGUCCGCUCGAAUGGCAUCCUUGGCACAAGCAACAGUGUACACAUCUAGCAUAACUUCUUUGAGGGCCAAGUCGUUACGCUACAAUUCAUGCCAGAUUAUGAACGCAUUGUAUCCAUGUCUGGAAAAUCUAAUAUGGUUAGAAAACUUUCUCCAACAUUUCAUUAUAAUCUUCCAUAAUCCCAUCACAUGAGACCCUUGGACCUCAUUAGAACACAACCCACCCCACAAGCUUCCAUAUUUAGAAUCUACUAGUCGGGCAAUGGUUUUUUUUUCCAAACUAAAUCAUGGAAGACAUUUCAAAGUAGAGAAAUAUUUUAGCCACAAAGGAUUGUGCAAAGGUAAACUUACAAAUUGAC
Messenger RNA from Juglans regia (Persian walnut), 3293 nucleotides. Its product is annotated as KH domain-containing protein At4g18375-like. The coding region runs from base 127 to 2091 and encodes 654 amino acids. Gene Ontology annotation, biological process: regulation of gene expression. Gene Ontology annotation, molecular function: mRNA binding. NCBI's taxonomy places the organism in Eukaryota, Viridiplantae, Streptophyta, Magnoliopsida, Fagales, Juglandaceae. The transcript is spliced from 9 exons. Gene Ontology annotation, cellular component: cytoplasm; nucleus. The record is from RefSeq and is a predicted model, not a curated record.